Messenger RNA from Pistacia vera, 2250 nucleotides. RefSeq lists its product as uncharacterized. NCBI's taxonomy places the organism in Eukaryota, Viridiplantae, Streptophyta, Magnoliopsida, Sapindales, Anacardiaceae. The record is from RefSeq and is a predicted model, not a curated record. Bases 38 to 634 code for a protein of 198 amino acids. The transcript is spliced from 4 exons.
AACUGUAACGAUAAUUGGGGAGUGUAAUCAGGUGGAGAUGUUAUCUUCAAGACUACCGUCACUCUCAUAUUCUUUUCCACUUUCCUCUAAAACCCUCCUCCCAAAAUUACUCUCAAAACCCAGCUCUUUUCUAUCUUCCCCCUCUUUCUCCUUCCAUCAAAAGCUAAACUUGUCUGCUGUUUCCACUACCGCAUCACCUUCGUUCUUCACAGAUUCCCCUCUUUCAGGACUAGAGGAUGAUUUGGUGGGUUAUGUGUUUGGCAAGAAGAAGGCUACUGAAGUGGCUCACUUGAUAUGGAAACAUGUUGUCCAAAAAGGUGAUACUGCUGUAGAUGCCACAUGUGGCAAUGGCUAUGAUACCUUAGCAAUGCUCAAAAUGGUUGCUGAUGAGUCUGGUACAGCUCGUGUUUAUGGAUUUGACAUUCAGCGAGAGGCUCUAGAGAGUACUUCUUCUUUGCUAGAUGAAACUGCCAAUCAGACAGAGUUCCUUCUGACUUCCAAAUUUAUGCAGAAAGAACUUGUCAAGCUCUUUAACAUGUGUCACAGUAAAAUGGAAGAAGUCAUUGCUAAAAAUGCCCUGGUGAGGUACUAUUUAAAUUCAAGUAUCUUGCUGGUCUUGCUAUAUAUGAUCUAGUUUUCGGAAGUGGAAAUAUGAUGUGUAUCAUUAAGGCUUGUGAUUUUGACUCAAUUUUAUGAGCUGGUGCCUGAUAUUGUUCAAGAUUCUAAAGUAAUGUACAAAAUGUGUGGUCUAGAAUCACUGAAGCCGUGGGAAAUGUCAACCGAACACCCAUAAAUGGGGAUCAAGGUUUUAUUUGUUGGAAAGGCUGAACAACAGAGGCUAAAGUGCAAAAAAGCAUCUCUUGGUCAUUAUUUCCCAAUUUUAGCUCGGCACUUGAGUGGUCUAGAAGUUAGAAAAAGAUGAGAUUAAUGGGAUGCUUUUUAUAGUUAAAGAGGAAGAGUAUUUCUGAAAGACAGUGUAAUGUGAGCUUAGGAAAGAAAACUUACCAUCUUGAACUCAAUGUUUCACAAUUGAUAAUGAUGUAGGCUUAAGGCAACUAUAUGAGAUCUUAGACAUCAACCAUAAACGAGAAAAAAUUCCUCUUGGGUUGAACAAUAAGCACCUAGGGAAAAUUGUAAAAACACCAAAAAGGUUAGGAUGUCUCAACAGGUUGUUAGUUUGGACCUUUCAACGCUCAAGUUAGUGUAAACACAUGAUUAUAAUACAACACGUAUCCUUUCAAAUAGUGUUUAAAUUAUUAUGGUUUUUGAUAGUCUUGGUAGAGGAUGAAGAAUGAGAAUAUUUCUCUUAAAAAAAAGCUCUUUUUCUUAGAGAAAAAUAAAUGAGGCAAAAAUGAGAGGAUCCCUCUUCUCUUGGUGUUAUUUUCUUUAUAUAGAGAGGUUAAAACAAUUUAUUGGAUCAGCUGUCCUUUACAUUUGUUAGGGUUUAUCAAACCUUUAUUCAGAACCCAUUGUCAUCAAAUUAUUACUUUAUCCACUAGUAGUCCCCUUUUAUCCAUAUUUUCAUUUUAAAUCUUUUAUUGCAGAUAUCUUACCCUAAUCAUUUAGUGUCAAGAUUCACUAGAUAAGUCAGAUGAAAUGUUUCAAGUAGAAAAUAUUAUACAUGCAAGCUCCACCUAAGUGCUAAUUGAUAGGACAAAAUCAUUUACAAUUAUAGAAAAAAAAUAUCGCGGAUAAUAGGGGAUAGAUAAGGCAACAUUUGGAUGCCACUUGGACAAAAGAAGUGUGAAAAGCCCUAGUAGCUAUUAAAGGAAAAUUUAUCCAAUCGGGUUACCUAAAUCCUCUCUAUAUAUAAAGGAAAUGGUAUCAAGGGAAUGAAAAAUCUCGCAUUUCUUUGCCUUACUCAUCUCAUCAAUAAGUAUAUUCCCAUACCUUUUCUCUACUAAAAUCAACUUAAAACCAGUAAAUACUCUCUAAACACAUUUCUAGGAGCUUUGAGGGCUAUCAAUUUAUUUCAAUAUUGACUUGACCGUCGGAGGGUUUACACCAUCAAUACUAUUGACGCUUCCUAAUUUUUUCUGGUGAUUUUAAAAAAACUGCCGUGCGUUUCCAGAGGAAGUGCACUUGGAUUGCAAAGAAGGUUUGUAGACCUACACCUUGGAUUCAAAGUCAGACCUUGGGUUUUAGAGAAACAGCAUCAGUUUCUGGACCAGGAAAUCAUCUCUUGAGAAAUCCUGACCCAUGUUGUUCAAUUCUUUGUAAAUUUUUUUUUUUAAUUUUAUAAAUCCUCUU